CGACCUUCCAUCAUGUCCGCCCAACCCUUGCCACCCCUCCCACCCAACUGGACCGAGCACAUCGGCCCCGGAGGCGUGAAGUACUACUACAAUGGCAUCACGCAGGAGUCCACCUACAUUCGCCCGCUCCCCGCGUUCCCGAUCCCCCAAGCUCCCCAGGCCGCGCCGCAGAAGGACAAACCUCUGACGAAGACCCCGAUCCCGGGGACGGACUGGAUACGCGUGAAGACGGUGCAGGGGAAGACGUUCUAUACGAACAAGGCCAAGAAGGCCAGCGUAUGGACGGUGCCCGAGGAAAUCAAGGACGCGGUCGCGGCGCUUGAUGCUGAAGAGGCGCAAGCAGCAGCGGGGAAGGCCGCCAGCAAGCAGGCGAGAACGGAUGAGGAGAAGCGCGAGGUGGCGCGCGUCAAAGCGGAGGCUCAAGAGGCAGCAAAGCGCAAGGCCGUAGAUGAACCCGUUGGCGAGCUGGUCGUGACCAAGAAAGCGAAGGUCGAUGAAGAAGAAGAAGAAGAGGAAGAAGGAAGUGACAGCGACGAGGAAGAGGAGGAAGAGGAAGAGUGGCAGCGCGAAGCAGCCGCACAGUUGGCCAAGGAGGCAGAGGAGGAACACAAGCGAAGGGAGGAGGAGGAGCGGAAGGUGAAGGAGGCGGAGGAGGCAGAGGUACGCAAGAAGCAGGAUGCGCAGCUCAAGAUGCCCGAGCACGUCGACCUAUCUGUCGAGGAGGCGAAAGCACUGUUCAAGACACUCCUCCGAGAGAAAGACGUAAACCCCCUCCACCCAUGGGACUUGAGCUUGCCACUCUUCGUCAACGAUCCUCGCUACGUUCUACUAUCAUCCGUCUCCGCACGCAAAGACGCGUUCGACGAAUACUGUCGAGAACGCGCACGAGAGCUCCGGCAACCCCAAGUUAAGAAAGAGAAGGUCGCCGCCAACCCGAAGGAGGAGUUCGAACGGUUACUCAAAGACGAGGUCAAGAGCACGCGCACCAGCUGGACUGACUUCCGACGUACAUGGAAGAAGGACCGUCGGUUCUAUGGCUGGGGCCGCGACGACAGGGAACGCGAGAAACGGUUCCGUGACUAUCUGAAAGAACUGGGCGAACAGAAGCGUGCUGCCGCGCAGAAGGCUGAAGCUGAUUUCAUUGCCCUGCUGCGCGAGAAAGCCAAUGUGCAGCCUGAUUCGAACUGGAAAGAUAUCAAGCGCAAGUUGUACGACGACCCUCGCUACGAUGCGGUCGGCUCCUCAUCACUACGCGAAGAACUGUUCAACACCUUUAAGAAGGCUGUCGGGACCGGCACUGUCGACAAGAAAGAGCAGAGCUCAAAAGAUAAGGAUGGCGAUGUAGACAUGAACGAGCAGGUAGAUGAGGCCGAGCUCGAGCGUCGGAAGAAGGAGAAGCAGGAGCGCGCGGUUCGCGAACGUGAAGAAAAGGUCCGAGCGGAGCGUCAGCGCAUGGAGGCCAACAUCGCUCGUUCACGGCAGGGCCUGACCCACGAAGAGGGAGAAACUCAGUUCAAGGUUCUACUCGUCGACGCUAUACGCGACCCUCAGGCCACCUGGGAAAGCUCGCAACCCGAACUUCAAAAAGACCCGCGCUUCACCUCCUCGCCCCUCACACUCAACCAGCAACUCCACCUCUUCCACGCCCACAUGAAACAUCUCCGCGACAAGCACUACGCCAGCCUGCACGCCCUCUUUACCGCGCACGCCCCUUCGCUCGCCACCACCUUCGCCGACCUCCCGCUCGACACGCUGACCAACUCCCAGCCCGUCACGAAGCUCGGCCUGAGCUUAGAUGCACUCCAGGAUGAGUUCGAGCGCUGGCAGCGCGAGCGGACGACUGCUGCGCGGGCGGCGUUCGACGAGAUGAUGGGCGAGAACGCAUUCGUGGAGUUCUGGGGUCGUUUGGGCAAGAUUGGCGGGGAGGGCGUAGAUGGGUUCGUGAAGGCGGACGAGAUGCCGGAAGGGGAGGGCGAGUUUGGCGGCGGCACGGUCGACAUGAAGAAUCUGGCGCGAAACGUGGAUGUGAGGGAGAUCGUGAAGGUUAUCAAGAACGACAAGAGGUAUCUUGACUUCGACCAUGUGCCCGAGCAAAGGGAAAAGUGGAUUAGAGAUUAUCUAGCGAACCUAUCCGCUCCACAGCUAUCUGUGCACCUUCAGAAGCGAUGAUGUAUCGUUCGCAAUGUUAGGCUGAUCGGAACUGUGCAGUGUGGUCUCGGUUGGGGCGGUGCGAAAUGUGGUCAACCAAUGCGAAAGUAAGUUAUCCUGCAAGGCUGUACGAAGUGCAACGCCUCGUAUACAGUCCGCUCUACCGG
This is a messenger RNA of Schizophyllum commune H4-8, 2315 nucleotides long. RefSeq lists its product as uncharacterized. Gene Ontology annotation, cellular component: nucleus. Lineage: Eukaryota; Fungi; Basidiomycota; Agaricomycetes; Agaricales; Schizophyllaceae. The transcript is spliced from 8 exons. Bases 13 to 2169 code for a protein of 718 amino acids. Gene Ontology annotation, molecular function: RNA polymerase binding; transcription coregulator activity. The record is from RefSeq and is a predicted model, not a curated record.